Messenger RNA from Darwinula stevensoni, 1294 nucleotides. Lineage: Eukaryota; Metazoa; Arthropoda; Ostracoda; Podocopida; Darwinulidae. The record is from the annotation of a GenBank genome assembly.
CAAGACCAUGAUCCAGUCUCUCCAGUUUACGCUGAAUGAUAAAAUUUCCUGCUCUGCAAGGGGUACAUAUACCACAGGAUUCCUGCUUAAAAAACUCUGCAUAAUUAAUCAGUAUCUUUACAAGGUCUCUCUGACUAUUGAAUAUCAUAAAAGAACCACCCCUCGGAAGUUGGUAUGUACCUGUAAUAUCAACGGGAAAUAUGGUCCUGCCUGCACUGAAAAAGUGUCAGAGGGUCUUGUAGUGGAAGUCAAUAAAGAAGAGCUCAUCGAUACCAGAAAGGCACUCGUGGAAAUGAUGUUUGCAGAGGGUAAUCACAUCUGCCCUGCCUGUGAAAAAAGUGGUCAAUGCGAUCUCCAGCACAUGGGAUAUGAACUGGGAAUUUCUUCUACAAGGUUUCCGCACUUGUUUAAAGAUCGUGUCAUAGAUUACAAUCCCAGCCGUAUCGUAAUGGAACACAACAGAUGUAUCAAGUGUCUGAGGUGUGUCGUCGAGGUCCUGACCGAUGAUGGAAAGCUCGUCUUCAAUUAUGUCAAUCGGGGCAACGAAACAUAUGUAGGUGUAGAUUACGAACAGGAGGCUAAGCUCACUGAUGAACAAAUACAUCAUGCCAUGAAGAUUUGCCCGACAGGAUCUAUCAUCGUAAGAGGCGAAAGUUUUUCAGCGCCUUUCGGCGAAAGAAAAUACGACAUGGAGUCUGUCCAGUUACAUCGAAAACCAGAAAAAAAAUCCGAUGAUGUAAGACCUUUGGCCAAUGAGAAAAAAAUUGUAGCCACUGUCUCUCUCGCAGGAUGUUUUGGUUGUCAUAUGUCAUUACUUGAUAUUGAUACUGAAUUGCUUGAUGUGAUAGAAUUGGUGUCUUUUGAUAAAUCGCCUCUGACAGACAUUAAAAAAUUUACCAACCGCUGCCAUAUUGGCCUAAUAGAAGGAGGAUGCUGUAAUUCAGAAAAUAUUGAAACAUUGCGACUCUUUCGCGAGCAUUGUGAUAUCCUUGUAGCGAUGGGCGAAUGUGCCGUUUGGGGUGGAUUGCCUGCGAUGCGUAACUCAAUACCGCUCAGUGAGUGUCUGGAAGAAGCAUAUCUCAACUGUGUCACCAAUGAAACUAAUUCCAAUAUUGUACCAUAUCACGAAGAUCUUCCAAAAAUCCUCGAUAAAGUGUAUGGUUGCAAUGAAAUAGUUAAGAUUGAUUACUUUAUACCCGGCUGUCCUCCUGAUGCAAGCCAUAUAUGGAAGGUAGUUAAAAAUCUCUUGUGGGGUGAAGAUUUCUCCAUCCUCUAUUCUGAAUUUAAAUAUGAU